AUGGUGACGACCUUUGGCCGCGUCAUUGAACGUGACGCCGUGCGGCUGCAGACGUGCGUCGGUCAGCCGGCGGCAGUCCCGGUCCGGGCGUCCAUGGAGUCAGUCACUUCACAAGUGUGGUGAGUUAUUACUUAUGUUAUGGUAUAAAUGUGGGUUUAUCUGUAUACACAUUAUGUCCUGAUGAAAGCCUAAGGUUAUUGGGCUGAAACGUUGACAUUUUGGAUAUUUGAAAGGUAAUUAAAGCAAACUUUUUUCAAGUCCCUGGAGUGCUAUCUUUGGAAACUUUUUUUGUAUUUUGGCUGACAAGCACCGGGCAUUAUAUCAAUUAAGAAGGUGGAGUGCAAGAUUAUUCUCAAUUUUUAUAUAUAUAUAUAUAUAUAUAUAUAUUGCUUUUUCUAAUAUAAAAUAUUGGUCCUUUCAGGGUAAAACGUUUAAUUAUACAGUAAGCAUACGCACAUGCAGACACAGGCAAUUUCACUGACAUUUCAGUGACACACACAAGCUCAUUGAUACACAGCCUCAUAGACAAACAAUCUUACUGACAUACAUCAGCUCAUUGACAUAAAAACACAAGCUCACUCACUAGCAGGCACACGCAUGCAAGCAAGCUCACUCACUAGCAGACGCACACACACAGCUUAAUGUGGUGGUACUGGUGUCUAUAUCAUGUCCCUACAGGCUUUUCAACGUAAACACUGACUUUUCAGACAAAAGGCAGUGUUUACAUUGCUUCAAAGUGACACUGCUAGUGACAGUCACUCAGACGGUCACUAGAGGUGCUUCCUGUGUUAGUGCCCUCCCGCCCUGAAUGAGACUGGCGCCGGAAUAUGACGUCAUAUUCCGGCGCCGGUCUCAUUCAGCUGCGUGCUGGGGAGCAGAGCCAGCGCAGCUCGCGCAGCUCCCUCAGCGGCCGCCAGGACAAGUCCGCCAGCGGCCGCCAAAAGACCUCCCCAGCGGCCAGGGGAGGGCUGGCAGCCUUAGGCCUGGGGGGCAAAACCAGUCAAGUAGACUGGUGCACCUGCCCAGGAUCAGAGCCGGUGCAAGGAUUUUUGCCGCCCUAGACAAAAUAAAAAUUUGCUGCCCCCACAUGUCACAUCACAAUGCCCCACCCAUAUGAUCUGCCAUAUGAACUAACGCCAGUGCUGCACACAGUGUGUGUUUACAUUAAAAAGCCUGCAGGGACCAGCUAUAGACACCAGAACCACUUCAUUAAGCUAUAGUGUCCCUUUAAUGUGAGGUAAAUUAUAGAUUAGUGUCACUAAUAAUAUACUAGAUUGCCUACUUACAAGCAGAUGAGGAUGAUGAUGGGCUGCAGUUUGGCUCCACUGGUCUGGAGUAGAACAGGAUCUCUGGAGGCUGUUUGCAACUGUGGUCACAAAAUUCAAUGUUCUGGGAGAAUUGGAAGCAGCUCAAUUUUUUGGGGGCCCCUUACACAGCUCAAGGUCUGGGCCCCAGGGCCUGACGGUGAGUAUGCCCAUAGGCCCACUCAUAAGUUCCACCCACCCAUGAGUUCGCUCACAGGGAGUGGAGUGUGUAGGGGAUGUGUUAUGUGUUAUUGUAGAGGAUCUAAUAUGUGUGCUUAUGGUAUGUAGUGUUUAGGGUUACCAGUUUGUGCAGGUGAUGCAGUGUGUUUGUGUGUAGUGGAAGCAGUGUGUAUUUGUGUAUAAGGGAUGUAUUAUGUGUUUCUGGUUGUGUGUAAGGGAUGCAUUGUGUGAAUCUGUGUUUGUAUGCAUAAGGGAUGCAAGGUGUGUGUCUGUAUGUGUGUGCAUGAGAUGCAUUGUGUUUCUGUGUGUAUGUAAGAAAAGAAGUGUGUGUGUUUGCAUGCGUGUGUACGGGUUUGCAUUGUCUGUUUCUGUGUAUGUGUGCAAAGGAUGCAUUGUCUUUGUGUGUAAGGGUUGCAUUGUGUGUGUGUGUGUAAUGGAUGCAUUGUGUGUUUCUCUGUGUGUAAGGGAAGCAUGUUGUGUUUCUGUGUAUGUAUAGGGAUGCAUUGUGUGUGUGUGUGUGCGCGCGUAGUGUGAAAGAGCUCCCUGUCUUGGCCCCUGUCCUAUAGAGCUGCCCCUUCUUCUUAUUCCCCUCCCUCCCCUCUUCUUAUUCCCCCCCUCUUUUUAUUCCCCCCCUAUCUUAUUCCCCCCCUCCCCUCUUCUUAUUCCCCUCCCUCCCCUCUUCUUAUUCCCCUCCCUCCCCUCAUCUUAUUCCCUCCCUCCCUCUUUUUUAUUCCCCUCCCCUCUUCUUGUCCUCCUCCCUCUUCUUGGCCUUCCCUCCCUCCCCUCCCCUCCCUCUUCUUAUCCCUCCCUCCCUCUUCUUGUUCCCCUCCCUCCCCUCUUCUUAUUCCCCCCACUCCCCUCUUCUUAUCCAUCCCUCCCCUCUUCUUCCUUUAUCCCUCCACUCCCCAUCUUCUUAUCCUCUCUCCCCUCUUCUUAUUCCCCUCCCUCCCCUCUUCUUAUUCCCCUCCCUCCCCUCUUCUUAUUCCCCUCCUCCCUCUCUUAUUCCCCCCUCCCCUCUUCUUACCCCCUCCCCUGUAGCGUGGCCGAGCUGCACUCCGGUCCGCGGUGGCCGGCCGGCCGGAGUGAUGGGAAGGUGCACGCUGAGUGUGCACUUCCUGUCAGUCCGGCCGGUUACAGGAAACAGAAACUCCGUGCGGAACAGGAGUUUCUGUUUCCUGUAACCGGCCGGACUGACGGGAAGUCGCACACUCGGUCUCCGACUUUCCGACAACCAUGAGACGGUGCGGCUCAUUCCCUCUGAAAGGCUGAAGCCUGAGGCUCUUAACAGAGCGCUCGGGCGGCUGCAGUAUUUAAAGGGCCAGCCCGCCCCUGACAGUGAGAGGAGCAGGGCCGCCGGACCGGGGAAGCUGCCACCCGGCCCGGCGGCUCCAGCCAGGAACGCGGCCGGCCCCCAGGUGCCGCGGCACACCGGGAAACCCGGUAUCCCGGUGGGCCAGUCCGGCCCUGCUCUCCGCCUUGUGAACCUCCCCUGGUUGUGUCACAAACUGGGCCACAAACGAUAA
Messenger RNA from Pelobates cultripes (western spadefoot toad), 3007 nucleotides. Lineage: Eukaryota; Metazoa; Chordata; Amphibia; Anura; Pelobatidae. The record is from the annotation of a GenBank genome assembly.